AUGCACCACCGCACUCCGGUCCCCCCCCGUCGCAGCUCCUACACGGGAGGCACCACCGCACGCCGGUCCCCCCCGUCGCAGCUAUUACACGGGCGGCAACACCGCGCGCCGGUCCCCCCCGUCGCAGCUCCUACACGGGAGGCACCACCGCACGCCGGUACCCCCGUCACAGCUCCUACACGGGAGGCAUCACCGCACGCCGGUCCCCCGCGUCGCAGCUCCCACACGGGAGGCACCACCGUACGCCAGUCCCCCCUGUCGCAGCUCCUACACGGGAGGCACCACCGCACGCCGGUUCCCCCCGUCGCAGCUCCUACACGGGAGGCACCACCGCACGCCGGUCCCCCCCCGUCGCAGCUCCUACACGGGAGGCACCACCGCACGCCGGUCCCCCCCGUCGCAGCUCCUACACGGGAGGCACCACCGCACGCCGGUCCCCCCCGUCGCAUCUCCUACACGGGAGGCACCACCGCACGCCGGUGCCCCCCGUCGCAGCUCCUACACGGGAUGCCCUACCGCACACCGGUCCCCCCCGUCGCAGCUCAUACACGGGAGGCACCACCGCACGCUGGUCCCCCCUCGUCGCAGCUCCUACACGGGAGGCACCACCGCUUGCCGGUCCCCCCCGUCGCAGCUCCUACACAGGAGGCACCACCGCACGCCGGUCCCCCCCGUCGCAGCUCCCACACGGGAGGUACCACCGCACGCCGGUUCCCCUCGUCGCAGCUCCUACACGGGAGGCACCACCGCACGCCGGUCCCCCCCGUCGCAGCUCCUACACGGGAGGCACCACCGCACGCCGGUACCCCCGUCACAGCUCCUACACGGGAGGCACCACCGCACAUCGGUCCCCCCCGUCGCAGCUCCUACACGGGAGGCACCACCGUACGCCGGUACCCCCGUCGCAGCUCCUACACGGGAGGCACCACCGUACGCCGGUCCCCCCCGUCGCAGCUCCUACACAGGAGGCACCACCGCACGCCGGUCCCCCCCGUCGCAGCUCCUACACGGGAGGCACCACCGCACGCCGGUCCCCCCCGUCGCAGCUCCUACACGGGAGGCACCACCGCACGCCGGUCUCCCCCGUCGCAGCUCCUACACGGGAGGCACCACCGCACGCCGGUCCCCCCCAUCGCAGCUCCUACACGGGAGGAGGCACCACCGCAUGAUAGUCCCCCUCGUCGCAGCUCCUACAUGGGAGGCGAGGAGUCUCGGAGGACGCCUCCCCCCUGUGGGUGGAAGGCGGCGGACGUGCUCCAGCAGCAGGGGCUGUUCGACUGCCUUUUCCUGCUCGGAAUGACAAUUGCGGACAAGGUGGCCGGGCUCGCCACAGCGGGGGCAACAUCCCUUAAAGCGCCUGGUGUUACCGGGAGCGCCCUUACUACCAGCGUUAUUGAGGCUGAACUGGACAAGUCCCUCUUUGUAUCCACCAAACGCGCCAAGUCGCUUGCCGCGAAACACGUUCUGAAGCACAACCGGCGUUACGGCAGCCGCUGCCCGCGUAAUGCGGCCCCUGAGCUCCCGCAGUGGGCCAGCUGA
Messenger RNA from Schistocerca serialis cubense, 1539 nucleotides. RefSeq lists its product as uncharacterized. The record is from RefSeq and is a predicted model, not a curated record. The transcript is spliced from 4 exons. Bases 1 to 1539 code for a protein of 512 amino acids. NCBI's taxonomy places the organism in Eukaryota, Metazoa, Arthropoda, Insecta, Orthoptera, Acrididae.